AUGGACCCCGAGUCGGUCGUCUCUCAGGACCAUCGCAAGAUCGAGCUGCAGAGCAACGAGGACCUGGCCUACCUGAUCGCAAAUGUCCGCCGUGCCGCAGCCGAACGCCUCAACGAGGCGUUUCCACACGUCGAGGGCGAGGACGGCGAGGAUGAAUUGCGAAACAAGAUCGAAGAGCUCGUGAACGAGUACAUCAACAAGACAUUCUCCCUCGCCUCCCCGAAUAUAGCGAUCAACGGCCUCCCAGUCGCAUCCGACUCGUUCCUCGCCGACACCGCCGGCAACACGGCGCCCGAGCCCACGUACGAGCCCUUUGACACCCGCAAGCGCCGGCGCGUGGCCGACCUCAUCACGCAGGAGGAGAAGCUCCUAGAGGACGUCGCGGCGCUCAAACGAUCCGUCCCCGCAACCGCUGCCGCCUCUCGGGCCGAGCAGCUCCACGAUAGCCUCAAGCGCGACGAUGAUAUGCUCGAGGCGCACAAGGCACAUGCGGCUGGGGCGGCGGCCGAAGUGGACCUCGAUGUCAAGGUGCUCGAGAGGCAAGAAGGCGUCGAGGCUGGGUUCCGCAAAGCCGUGGAGGGACUGGGGCGGCUAAAGAGGGACAUGCCCGCAGUGGUAGCCAAGAUGGAGAGGGCGCGUGUCGCUGGUGAAUACGUGGUUACGCAAGGGCGGUGA
Ilyonectria robusta is the source of this 675-nucleotide messenger RNA. RefSeq lists its product as uncharacterized. The transcript has 2 exons. Gene Ontology annotation, cellular component: kinetochore; MIS12/MIND type complex. Lineage: Eukaryota; Fungi; Ascomycota; Sordariomycetes; Hypocreales; Nectriaceae. The record is from RefSeq and is a predicted model, not a curated record. Bases 1 to 675 code for a protein of 224 amino acids. Gene Ontology annotation, biological process: mitotic sister chromatid segregation.